Molecule: messenger RNA, 1134 nt
Organism: Penicillium angulare
Lineage: Eukaryota; Fungi; Ascomycota; Eurotiomycetes; Eurotiales; Aspergillaceae
Product: sugar phosphate/phosphate translocator
Exons: 6
Coding region: 1-1134 (377 amino acids)
Cellular component (GO): trans-Golgi network; Golgi apparatus; endosome
Molecular function (GO): antiporter activity
Source: RefSeq, a predicted model, not a curated record
AUGGCAAACGGUCGCUCUUCUCAGGAUGAACGCAAGCUCGAGGGCGGAAACGCUGCUCCCGCUCCUAACCAGGGCUUGCACCCAGGUUUCUACAUUGCUUUGUGGAUUGCCCUGAGUUCCAGUGUCAUUCUGUUCAACAAAUGGGUUUUGGAUCGUGCCCAGUUCCACUUCCCACUGUUCUUGACAACAUGGCAUAUGGUUUUCGCUACCGCGAUGACCCAGGGUCUGGCUCGCUUCACCAACAUUCUUGACUCUCGCCACAAGGUCCCAAUGAACCCCAGCACUUACGCUCGCGCCAUUGUGCCCAUUGGUAUCAUGUUCAGUCUGAGUCUGAUCUGUGGUAACCUGGCCUACAUGUAUCUUAGUGUGUCCUUCAUUCAGAUGCUGAAGGCCACCAACGCCGUCGUGACUUUGCUUGCCACUUGGGCCUUCGGUAUCGCCCCUACCAACUUCAAGACCCUCGGAAACGUUACCAUCAUUGUCGUUGGUGUCGUGAUUGCCUCCUUCGGCGAGAUCCAGUUCGACAUGCUUGGUUUCCUUAUCCAGGUCGGUGGUAUCAUCUUCGAGGCUCUGCGUCUGGUUAUGGUCCAGCGCCUCUUGAGCUCCGCUGAAUUCAAGAUGGACCCUCUGGUCUCUCUCUACUACUACGCACCCGCCUGUGCCGUCGCCAAUGGUGUCGUCACCCUGUUCACUGACAUUCCCCGUAUGAGCAUGGCCGACAUCUACGGCCUCGGUGUUGGCACGCUCCUCGUCAACGCCCUGGUUGCUUUCCUGCUCAACGCCUCCGUUGUUCUCCUGAUUGGCAAGACCUCCGCCGUCGUCCUGACCAUGGCUGGUAUCCUAAAGGACAUCUUGCUGGUUUGCGCCUCCAUGAUGAUCUUCCAUGACCCCGUCACUCCCCUGCAGUUCUUCGGAUACUCCAUUGCCCUGGGUGGUCUUUGCUACUACAAGCUCGGUGCCGAGAAGAUGCAGUCUCUCACUACCGAUGUCCGCCUUCAGGUCGGUGAAUACCGACGCACCAACCCUGGCAAGGCCAGGAUUAUCGCUGGCGGUGCUGUCCUGUCGGUCAUUCUGAUCGUCCUGUACUCCGGCGCUCCUGCCUCCCAGGCCGUCCCCGCCAAGUUGACCACUUAA